Molecule: messenger RNA, 347 nt
Organism: Penicillium crustosum
Lineage: Eukaryota; Fungi; Ascomycota; Eurotiomycetes; Eurotiales; Aspergillaceae
Product: RNA-binding protein LSM5
Exons: 6
Coding region: 9-260 (83 amino acids)
Biological process (GO): mRNA splicing, via spliceosome
Cellular component (GO): U4/U6 x U5 tri-snRNP complex; Lsm1-7-Pat1 complex; U6 snRNP
Molecular function (GO): RNA binding
Source: RefSeq, a predicted model, not a curated record
CUGACAUCAUGGCUUCUCAGUUGCUUCCUCUCGAGCUCAUUGAUAAGUGUGUUGGCUCCCGGAUUUGGGUUGUCAUGAAGGGUGACAAAGAGUUCUCUGGGACCUUACUCGGAUUCGAUGACUACGUCAACAUGGUUAUGGAAGACGUCACAGAGUUCGACUACACCGGUGCCCAAAUCAAGCUCCCUAAGCUCUUGUUGAAUGGAAACAAUAUCUGCAUGUUGAUUCCCGGUGGUGAAGGCCCCGUGGCAAGCUCAUGAGCUUGGGAUACCCAGUUCUUAACCUGACGAAAAUAAAACUUUGUGUAUUAAUGAUACCAAAUGCAACGAGAUAGAACAAAAUCGUUG